AUGUCAAGAAGACUAGGACGAACAUUGAAUGAAAAUCUUGUAGGCAUACAAGUAUUGACAACAGACAUACCAACUGAUGCGACAGAGUCUAAAAAAUUCUUGGAUAAAGAGUCAGCAAGUCAACAAAUUAAGGAAAAAAUAGGUCAUUCGGUAAAAAAUACAAUAAUAUCUAUAAAAAUUGACAUCGCAACUCGCAUGGAAAGAAGCGUUCUGGGGAUCAACAUCGAAUACAUUAAAGAUUACAAAGUCAUUGUUCAUACAAUUGGAAUGAUUGAAACAACUAAACGACAUACAGCUGCAAAUUUAAAGGAAGAAAUUAUGAAAUGUCUCAACGAGUAUGGCUUUGGGAUAAACCAAAUUUAUUCCAAUACCACUGACAACGGCGCAAAUGUAGUUAAAGCGUCCAAAUUGCUACACGAUAUGCAGCAAGAAAGUUUAGCAAACGAAGAUGCUAUAAAUGAUGUUGAGACAGACCAUAUUGAGUCCCAAAUCGCUUCUGUGUUUUCUGUGGAUCACUUAAUCAGGACUUACGAAAUGAUCCAGAAAAUUGAAAAUCCAUCAGUAUAUGAGAAUGAUUGCACUUCUGGAGUUGUACCACAUACAACACAGGACAAUGAACUUCCAAGCACAUCGAAAGGGGCGUACCAUAUGUUAACGCUUCACGUAAGGUCAUUGGCAAAAUCGCAAAGUGCAAUGAGACCAAUCGUAAAACCUGACAUCAAGCAAAAGCUGGUUAAUCUCUGUGUAAAAGAAAUGGAACCGUUCGACACAAAUGUCCUGGAAUACUGGAGAAAAUUUUAUCGGAAUGAGUGUGAGAUGUUGAAGUUAGCGGAGGUUGUAUUAGCAGUACCAGCAACACAAGUUUCUGUUGAGCGGGCUUUCAGGACACUUUCUACAAUACUCACUAAGUUACGUACAAAAUUGUAA
Messenger RNA from Rhagoletis pomonella (apple maggot), 927 nucleotides. RefSeq lists its product as uncharacterized. The coding region runs from base 1 to 927 and encodes 308 amino acids. Lineage: Eukaryota; Metazoa; Arthropoda; Insecta; Diptera; Tephritidae. The transcript has 4 exons. The record is from RefSeq and is a predicted model, not a curated record. Gene Ontology annotation, molecular function: protein dimerization activity.